This is a messenger RNA of Vigna umbellata (rice bean), 876 nucleotides long. NCBI's taxonomy places the organism in Eukaryota, Viridiplantae, Streptophyta, Magnoliopsida, Fabales, Fabaceae. The record is from RefSeq and is a predicted model, not a curated record.
AUGGCUAUGCAUACAUUAAGGUCAUUUUCCUGUUUCUGUGUCUGUUGUCUCCUCCUCGUAGCAACUUUUAUGUCUGGAGUCAGUGCCGAUAACAAUGCACAAAAGUUCCAUUACUUCUGUAAUCAUAAUAAAGAUAGAGGAAACUACACAGCCAACAGCACGUAUGAGACCAACCUCAACACUCUUUUGUCCACUCUCACUUCCAACACAGAAAUCGAGUACGGUUUCUACAAUCUCACAAAGGGCGAAAACACUGACCAAGUCUACGCCAUUGGGCUGUGUAGAGGAGACGUUAAGCCAUAUGAAUGCCGCAACUGCCUUGAACAUUCCAGAGGCAAUCUCAGUCAGCUUUGUCCAAAUCGAAAGGAAGCAAUUGGUUGGUACGAGGACGAGCAGUGCAUGUUGCGCUACUCAAACCGCAAAAUAUUGGGUCUUAUGGAAACUGAACCUGAGUAUUUUAUGUGGAAUGUAAUUGAUGCCCCGCAAGUGGAGGAGUUCAAUAAAGUGGUAAAGGACUUGCUUGAUGGGUUGAGGAGCAAAGCUGCAUCAGGAGACUCUCGUACCAAAUAUGCUACAGCAAAUGCAACUGAACCAGAUAACAAAUUCAUUUACGGGCUUGUGCAGUGCACGCCUGAUUUGUCUGGACCCGACUGCGAAAAUUGCUUGAUUCAAUCCAUCAAUGAAAUCACAAAUUGUUGCCACGGUAAAAUAGGAACUAGAAUUGUUAGACCCAGUUGCAAUCUGAGAUAUGAAACUUCCUCUCCCUUCUUUGGGGCUCAAGCAUAUACACCAUCACCGUCACAGUCACCGUCACCGUGGCUCUCGCCACCUCCUAUGAUAAGCGCCAUGCGUCAGGAAGUAAUUAUGCAGAUAUAG